GGGGGGGGGGGGAUUCCAUGAAAAAAAUCAAGAUAACCGCUUUCAAGUUUCUCUCUAGUUUAGUAUAGGUCUAUAGAUACACAAUUAUGUUAUCACGUGAUCGAUUAUGUUGGUACACCUGACUGUUCGAAAGGUUUAGCGUAAGUUUAUGCGGUCCGUUGUGGGUGUUACGUUUCUGCAUGGUUCUGUGAAUUUCUGAAAGAUUUUUCCUAAGAAAUUCCUCCUAUUAUCACUGUUGCGCGACAAAAAUGAGUGCCCGACGAAGACAUGCCAAUGAUUUCACAGAUGCUCUGACAAGUUUUCGUCAAAUAAAUGAUGAAGAAUCAAGUCAGACCACAUCUCAGACAAUUUCAGAAGAUGAUUUACUUUCUACAAGAAGUAAAUUAUAUGAAAAUGAUAAAGAUACAAAAAGUAAGAAAACUCGCGCUGGUUCUAUUAUCCUAGCAGGUAAUCUGACCAAUCAACAAUGUAUUUCAUCAUCUGAUUCAUACAACACUUCUGAAAAAGAUACAUGCAGUAACAGACAGCCUUUGCUAAAAGAUAUAUCGAUUGUGUCAGAAGAAUCAUCAUAUCGGACAAUAAAAGCUGACUUAAACAAACGUAUAAAUUUGUUUGAUAAUGAAUAUCUGGAUAGAGAAUGCAGCAGUAUUGAAGAACAAUCUAAUCUUCAUACAACAGUGCCUAAAACUACAGACAGUAAAAAUAUUAAAUUCUGUCAUUUAAAUAAAAACAAGGCUGUGAGACAAUGCGAUUCAAUUAAUAAUCGUCGGCGGUCUAUGUCAGAGAGUUCAUUGGAAAAUGUAACUUCAUGUGAUAAAAAACUUGGGAAAUCUAAGAGCUAUGGUACACUUAAUACGAUGCUAAAGAGGGAUACUAAUUAUAAUAUCAAAGCCAACCAGAUUUUACCACAUUCUACCAAGAUGACACCUAAAGUAAGUCACCAUGAAAAAGUUGAAAUGAUUGUUCUUUCAUUUAAUGCAUUAUCGUUGUCAAAACCUUCGAUUUUAUCAAAUAAGAAGGAUGAUUGCCAUUAUAUAAAAGAUCAGAAGCAUGAUUCUACCAGUGAAGAAAGUUUAAAAGAAGACCUUGAUCCUUCUGAAUUGAAAACAUUCCUACAUUGGCUGGCAGAUAAAAAACCAUUAAAAGAAGCACAAAAGAAGCAUAAGCCACAAACGCCUUUUUUGAGGCGUUUGUCUACAAAUUAUUACAAUUCACCCAAAGCUUUUACAGAGGGAUUGCUAACAAUAAUCGAAGAAUCGGUUAUAAAUAAUGAUUCCCGUGCAUCCUUGCAAUGUUCCGAAAUUAGUUCAUAUAAAUUCAAUGAGGAACUUAAAAAAAUGUGCAAAUUAAUAGAGGAUGAGACUAUUCCUGAAUGGCCACAGUCUCCUAAUAUAUUGACACCAACAUGUACAAGAAGAAAAAGUCAGGAAUCUAAAUCUGAUCCCUUAUGUAAGUUUCAUACUUUAUCUCCUGGUCUAUAUUCAACGCCCACUUUUUCUAGACGAAAUAGUAAAGACUCUAAGAAAAUCUACCGACGAAUGUCGAAGAAUAUAAAAAAAUCAUUGCAUGAUAGCACAAGUACAUUUGAAUCCUUGGAAGCAUAUUGCGAAAAAUUAUAUCCUAAUGAAUACAAAGCUACUUUACAAGAUAAAUCUCAAUCUCCUUUAAAGAAGAAUAUGGAUAAUAUUUUGCGUGCAUGUGACAAUCAAAUGGCCUCUUUGGACGAUUCCCUUAACAUUAAUGAGCAAAUUGAGAAAGCUCGGACAUGUUUCUCAAAUCCAGAUGAAUAUAAUAAUACACCCGAAGCGCAACACGAUUUAUUUUCAGGCGAAAAAUAUGAUAGAAUAAAUUCAAAAAGAUUAUCUGAUGUAUUUAAACAGCGAACAAAAUAUAGUAAGGACAAAAUGUUUGAAUUAGAUGAUCUUGAAAAUACACUUAUGUAUGAAAUUGCAAAGAAAAGACAAAGAUGUCUUGAUACAGCAAGAAUAAUGAUGGAUAUUGAUUCGGAAUCGACAGAAACACAAGAAACACAAGAAACUUAUCCGAACAUUGAGUACACUAGUAAGUUUACAAAUGACGAUAAAUUCUUAAAAACUCUCAUGUACUUAAAGAAGUAUCAAAAUUCUUUGGAAAAGUACAAACCUUUGCUCAAUCAAUUCCAUCAAAUAAAAUCGUGCAGUCCUCGUAUGCCUUAUAAUAAGAAAAAUAUUCGAACCACGUUGAUAUCCGACGAAAAUUUAGGUGCACAUGCACUAUCAACUUUAUCAGGUGAUAAACGAAUAUUACGAACACCAAAGUUUUCGAGAAAGAAAAUUGCAACUCCUUCGUCAACAAAACAUUCUAUUAAUAAACCAGUUGUUUCAAAGCCACGGCUAUUUGUAACUCCUGGAAAAUCACCUGUUAACAAAGGUUGUAAGCCAAAGCGCACAUACUUCCCUGACAUGCCAGAAACGAAGCAAAACAAACCUGAAGUUAAUUCGCACGCACAAAGCAUUUAUCGACAAAUAGGAAAUUAUGAUCACGUAAUAUCGCCAAUUGCAUUGUACAUAAAGGGCAUAGAUUCUCCAGUAAAAAAUCUAAAGCCUAAAACAAAUGAAAUACCACUAACACCGAAGAAAAAGCGAUUUUUGCGAUCACCCAGUCCAAAGUUUCAAUUAUCUCCGAAACGUCCAAGAGAUAAGCUGAUUGGAAUGGCAGUAAAAAAUAAAAAUAUUGCCGAUAACAACUGUACACAUUCAAAAGUGCAUUAUAAACUCCCAUCACAUAUAAAGAAAAUAGGAAAUCGAAAAGUAGGAAAUCGCAUAAACGGAUGCUCUACGAAAGAUAAGGUUGCAAUACAACAUGAAGGUCUUACGAAAUCAGUUCAAAUGGAUUACUUGAAACCAACUGAAACUUAUUGCGGUUCUGCAGAAGAAUUUGUGUACACUGAAUAGAUAAGUCAUAAAAUAGUUAUUCUCUUCUGUACAAAAAAGUUAUUAGUUAAUAUUUUUAUGUUUAAUGUGAUAUUUUAAUUUGAUAACUAGAUAACAACGGUGCUGUAUUACAAAGAAAGAAAAA
Pogonomyrmex barbatus (red harvester ant) is the source of this 3057-nucleotide messenger RNA. RefSeq lists its product as uncharacterized. NCBI's taxonomy places the organism in Eukaryota, Metazoa, Arthropoda, Insecta, Hymenoptera, Formicidae. The record is from RefSeq and is a predicted model, not a curated record.